GCUCAGCGGGGCAAAGGAUACAGCAUCAACUGCCAGAGAGGCUGCAACUGGAAAGACACCUGCCUCUGCACUGUCUCACCCCACCGGCACUGAUCUUUAACUGGCCAAGGUAUGAAGCGCCCUUUAAGCCCCGACAACAUACAUGAAAAUGGGAAAAUGAGUACCGCCAUGUUUUUGCGCUGCUUUGAAGAAAAGCUCACUUGGGAAGAACAGACAGACUUUAUUAAUGAAAAAAAGAAGUUUGAAUUUUCAUUGUGUGAAGUAUGUAACAUCCAGCUGAACUCGGCUGCACAGGCCCAGAUCCACUACAAUGGAAAAUCACACCUUAAAAGAGUAAAGCAACUUAACAAGGGCAAAAAUCCCACAAACACAUCAUCGGGUUCAUUACUUGUAAGCAACAGCACAGGUAGCACAUGUCACACCACCACAUUACCAGCACUAGUCCGGACUCCCAGUCUGUUGAUGCAGCCUUCUCUGGAUAUGAAACCAUUUAUGCCAUUCCCAUUGGACAAUAGUCCCCCUGUUGGUCUAUUCCCAAAUUUCAACACAAUGGACCCUGUACAGAAAGCAGUAAUAAACCACACAUUUGGCGUAUCUAUACCACCAAAGAAAAAACAGGUUAUCUCUUGCAAUGUCUGCCAACUGCGCUUUAAUUCUGAUAGCCAAGCCGAGGCCCAUUACAAAGGCAGUAAACAUGCCAAGAAGCUCAAAGCACUAGAGACAACAAAAAAUAAGCGGAAAACUGCUUCCUCCAAGGACAGUGCAAAGGCAGUUAUGAGCUCAUCUGCGAACCACAAAUCAGAUGAGGAGGAGAAAUUAAAAGCCAUCAGUUUGGUAGGUCAUGGGAUGGCAGAGAUUCGAACAUUCAUUGCCAAGUCCGAGGUUGCAGUAACUGCGAUGAUACCAGCAACGCUCAUCAAGAAUGCAAACGGAACCACAAACGUUUCUGAAUCUGAAGAGGAAAAAGCCAAGAAGCUACUGUACUGUUCACUAUGCAAAGUAGCAGUCAAUUCCUUGUCACAACUAGAAGCACACAACACAGGUUCUAAACACAAGACAAUGCUUGAAGCACGAAAUGGUGCAGGUCCCAUAAAAUCCUAUCCCAGAUCCGGAUCCAGACUAAAACUUCAAAACGGUAGCAAAGGGUCAGGUUUACAGAACAAAACAUUUCAUUGUGAGAUCUGUGAUGUGCAUGUGAACUCGGAAAUUCAACUAAAGCAGCACAUUUCCAGCAGAAGACACAAGGACAGAGUAGCAGGAAAGCCAACAAAGCCUAAAUAUAGCCCAUACAACAAACUUCAGCGAAGUCCUAGUAUUUUAGCGGCAAAGCUUGCAUUCCAAAAAGACAUGAUCAAACCUCUAGCACCAACAUUUCUUUCAUCGCCUAUUGCAGCAGCUAUGUCUUCUACAUUUUCCUUGCCACCUCGUCCCCCAAGUUCUCUGUUUCAGGGACACAGUUUAGCUCCAACAUUUCUAAGAGCAGGGCACGGUUCAAUUCGAGCAACAACCGCAUCCAUUCUCUUCGCCCCUUAUUGACUAUAAUCCGACGGAAACGACAGCAAGAGACAAAUGCAUAGGAUCUUGUGUUCCAUAAAUGCCUGGUCUGUUUUGAUGGGACUAUCUGGGAAUUAUAUCUAAAGAUUAUAUAGAUCUUGCCACUCAGUUCUUCUCUCAAAAGCUUCAUAAACAUAAUUUUCAUGCAGAUUUGCAAUCAAAAGCUCCAUAACCGUUACUCUACAAAUAAUUAUGGGCCAUGGGAUGUGAAGAAAGCUUUUCAUAAGCUCACAUAGCGCUGUAUCCGUGUUUUUCUUGUCAUCAUUUCUUGGUGACAACAAAUAUGAAAGUUCUUUCAUUUUUUUUUUACUACUGGCCAACUUGAAAACAAGGGUCCUUUAGACCUUUGAUGUACAUAUAGAUGUUUGGAAUCCAAAUGUCCAUUUUGAAGCGUGGGAUAUAUAGACUAAUAAGUGCUUUAUUGUGGAUAACACCAAAUCUAUGGAUGACAUGAAGUAUUCCUAAGUGUGAUAUAGUUAACAAAGAUUGUGUAACAUUGUUUUAGACCCAAAUAUUGUUUUUGUCUUGUACUGUUAUAGAAUUUAGAUGCUGUUAUGGCAUUAAAUUGCUGUGUUACAGGUAAAAAGCAGCUCUGCAUUGAUGAAUUGUUCAAUGACUUUGUUCUAAUAGAUGGGAAACCUAUAGAAAAGCCAUAUAAUAUCAAAUUGUCAUGAUAUAUUUAUUUUUUUUGUCUAACUUAUAGCUUUGAUUUUAGCUUCCUUAAGACUUAAUUUAUUAUUACAAGAUAAAUACCACCAUAUGCCAGAUAAGGUGACAACAUUGUUCAUACAAAAGGUUGUUUUUUUGGUUUACACUAACAAAGUAUUAUUUUUGUGGCUCUGAAUGCAAUAAUGUACAGAGGUAAAAUAUAUGUAUAUAUACUUAUAUAUGAAUAUUUGUGUGUUUUCAAUUGGGAAAACAAGUCAUAACACUGGCAAUUUACUCAAGAUGUGUUAAUUUAUAAGGAUGCAUAUUGCAGUGUUGAAUAUUUGAUUGUUACAGCACAUAAAACAAUGGAGCACAAAAUAAAGUUUUUUGAAGCACAUUUACUUAAAUCGUUUUAUUCUGCAAUCGUUUCAUGGUUUCAAUUUCUGUGUACUUUUGUAAUGUACCUUUCCAAUAAAACUCCACAAAAAUGCCAUA
This is a messenger RNA of Spea bombifrons (plains spadefoot toad), 2697 nucleotides long. It is a transcript of the gene ZNF385B, whose product is annotated as zinc finger protein 385B. Lineage: Eukaryota; Metazoa; Chordata; Amphibia; Anura; Pelobatidae. Gene Ontology annotation, molecular function: nucleic acid binding; zinc ion binding. The coding region runs from base 112 to 1536 and encodes 474 amino acids. The record is from RefSeq and is a predicted model, not a curated record. Gene Ontology annotation, cellular component: nucleus. The transcript has 9 exons.